AUGUCGGACGCACGCCUCCGCCGAGUGAGCAAGGAGAUCGCAGACUGCAAGAAUGACAAGUCGUCGCGGGUCACCAUUGAGCUCGUCGACAACAGCCCCUUCCAUCUCAUCGGGUCGUUCGACGGUCCCGAGGGCACUCCUUACGAGGGCGGCCGCUUCCAGGUUGACAUCGUCAUCCCCGACAACUACCCCUUCCAGCCAGUGAAGAUGAAGUUCAUCACCAAGGUCUACCACCCGAACGUCUCCUCCGCCUCGGGCGCGAUCUGCCUCGACAUCCUCAAGGACGCCUGGUCGCCCGUGCUCACCCUCAAGUCGACCCUUAUCUCCCUCCAGUCUCUUCUCUGCUCCCCGGAGCCCCGCGACCCGCAGGAUGCAGAGGUGGCGAAGCACUACAUGACAAGCAAGAGCUCGUUCGAAGAGACGGCCCGGUACUGGACACACAUCUACGCAGGGGGGCCGGCGAAGGACGCAGGAAAGGCUGCACCGAAGGGCGGGGUCCGCGACGAGAUCGCGAUGGCGGGGCUGGACCGAGCACACGUCGACCAAUUUGAGGGACUUGGGUUCGAGCGGGGGAAGGUGGUGCGUCUUGCAUUCCUCUGCGUUUACCCCCGCGCGUUGUGCUAA
This is a messenger RNA of Epithele typhae, 624 nucleotides long. Its product is annotated as ubiquitin-conjugating enzyme/RWD-like protein. The coding region runs from base 1 to 624 and encodes 207 amino acids. The record is from RefSeq and is a predicted model, not a curated record. Gene Ontology annotation, molecular function: ubiquitin conjugating enzyme activity. The transcript is spliced from 3 exons. Gene Ontology annotation, cellular component: nucleus. NCBI's taxonomy places the organism in Eukaryota, Fungi, Basidiomycota, Agaricomycetes, Polyporales, Epitheliaceae. Gene Ontology annotation, biological process: protein polyubiquitination; proteasome-mediated ubiquitin-dependent protein catabolic process.